This is a messenger RNA of Eremomyces bilateralis CBS 781.70, 696 nucleotides long. RefSeq lists its product as uncharacterized. Lineage: Eukaryota; Fungi; Ascomycota; Dothideomycetes; Eremomycetales; Eremomycetaceae. The transcript has a single exon. Bases 1 to 696 code for a protein of 231 amino acids. The record is from RefSeq and is a predicted model, not a curated record.
AUGCGUCUGGCGAUCGAUGAAGAUAAUACCGGCGAUACCGUCGAGAACAUCAUCUUUGACGAUGGUCAUCGUAAUCCUACAGCGCAGUCUAAGAUCCAGCAGAAGUAUUGCCGCGAGACGCUCAAGCUCCCUACACGCCCGUCACAUAUGACAGCAGGUUUCCGUGGUAAUUUAUCCUCUGCCUAUCUCCGAGACUAUGGGCGGAACGUACACCAUAUGGGAACCAGUGUCGUCGAGUGGUGGAAGAAGUUCUCGUUUGAUGCCAAUAAUAAGAGGACUACUUUUGGACGAGGUGACUUCAUCCAGGUCCGUGGUACCACCCUUAAGGUAUGCGGUAUCGACGAUAUCUUCACGCAUGAAGCGCUGCCCGGCUAUAAGCGCCUGUUCCUCAUCCUGACGCCCACCUUGCAACCCACCGAACGUGUCGAUCCUGCGCCUACCUCACAACACACCGGAUGCGUCAAUCCUGUAUCGACCUCGCAAGCCACCGGACGUAUUGACCCUAUUCUCAAGCUCCCUCUCCUGCGUAUUGAAGGCGAGGAGCAGCAGUUCUUCGUCGGCCUUCCUGCUAUCGAAGCUACCAAGCUCUUUAUCCUCCCCGUCAAGGAACACGACGGACAUGACAAUGAGAUACCGUUGGACAAGGAUUCGGACACGCUGCUAUAUGUAAACUGGAGCAAGAUCCACUUUAUGUAG